Messenger RNA from Culex quinquefasciatus (southern house mosquito), 2140 nucleotides. RefSeq names its product myosin-10. The transcript is spliced from 4 exons. The coding region runs from base 91 to 1980 and encodes 629 amino acids. NCBI's taxonomy places the organism in Eukaryota, Metazoa, Arthropoda, Insecta, Diptera, Culicidae. The record is from RefSeq and is a predicted model, not a curated record.
ACCAGGAAAAGUCGAUCGGAAGUCUCGCUCGAGUGAAGAAAACGCGUGGAUUUUCGAAAGUGCUGUAAAAUUUGAAACAAAAUCGUCAAAAUGGAGAAGGAAACUGUCGAAACUCACAAGGAAAAGUUGCCGGAAAGUGCCGCCGAGUCCGGUGCAGUUGCCGUGGAAACCACAGCGCUGGUUGCCAAAAAUCCGGCAGCCGAAAAGGCCAAUUAUUCACACUCUUCCGUUUCCGAACCGGAAUCGGACUCGAGUACGGCGGCGGGCAUUGUGGCCGAGGUGCGUGAGCUGUACCGCGGCAGUAAGGUGGACAUCCUGAUCCGGCUGAUUCAGAGCCGCACGGUUGAGGUUAAAUACCAGCGGCAGCUCGAGGUUUACCAGGUGGCUUUGUACGAGGGAGUUAAGGAGAAGACGCGGCUCCAGCUUGAUCUGGCCUACUGCGAUAAGAUGCUGGCGGUUUUGCAGCGGGAGGCACGGGAAGGAAAAUCGACGCUGACGACGAUUCUUCAGCAGCACGCGGAUGCGGUCGCGAUGAUCGAGAAGCUGGACGCUAAGCGUACCCAGUUCAUCAAGGAGGAGCAACAGAUUAAAAACGAGCUGGCCGAGUACAAGCACAAGUUUCUGCAAAUGCAGCAGGAUAUGCAAGAUCGAUUUGACCGCUACGAGUCCGAUUCCCGACGAUACGGUCAGCUGCAGGUUCAGGUGGACAAGCUGACCAAAGCGAAUGAAGUGUGGCAAAAGAAGGUGUGCGAAAUGGAGGCCAAACAGCGUUCAAUGGUUUCCGCUCAUUCGGCCCAGCUGAGCGAGAUGGAGAACCUGAUGGGUGAUUUGGAGGGCAAGUUGAAGGACACUCAGGGCCGGUUCGAAAACGAGAAGCGAACCAACACACUGCUCAAGGAGCAUACGGACUCGGUGCUGCAGGAAAAGACCCAACUCUCGAUGGAUUUGGCCAGCGUUGAGAACCGGUAUGCUUCGAUGGAAGCAGACUUUGAGCGAAAGAUAGCGGUACUUGAAACCAAGUUGGCCACUGUUGAGCAAGAUUCGUCGGGGAUGAAAGAAAAGAUGGCCGAGAUGACGCGAUCGGCACAGGAGUGUAACGCCGAGAAGGAGUUGUUGGUGGCCAAGUUGGCCCAGGAAAAGGACAUGACCGCGGAGAUGGAAGGAAAACUCGGCGGAUUGCAGGUUAUCCUGAACGAUCGAAACAACGAGAUCUUCUCAUUGCACUCGAAGCUCAAUUGCGAAUUGAAGCGAGUUGAGGAGUUCAAGCAGCAGCUUUCGCAGGGAACUUCCGAGACCGAUCAGCGGUUGUCCGAUAUGCAGAAGGAUUUCAUUGUAAAAGAGGCCAAAAUUACUCGCCUCGAGCAAGACCUUCGUAAUCAGGCCAAUGCGAUUUCCGCGCUUAAGACACAACUCGAAUCGAAGGACGCCGAAAUCAAACAGCUCAAGGACAAAAUCCCGAACGUGGAUCAUUACGUGGCCAAGAUCACCCAGCUAAAGGACGAGCUGGCAGUCAAAUCGUCGCGGGUGGCACAACUCGAGCAGCAAGCGGAACGGCGAGCCAGCACUGAAACUAGGAUCCGCGGCACCGAAAACGUGCCCGCCCAAGUUACAUCGACGCCGAUUUGCGUUUUGGAGAGUGAUGACGAGACGACCUCCAACGCACCUAAGGGCGCCAAAAAGGUCCGGAUUGCGGACCCUGAGCGGAGUAGCGUUUCUCCCACCUACUCGAACUUCCAGGGCAACGUACAGCGGCGGACGUUCUUCAAGCGGGCGGCCACGGCGAGCACCUCGCAGAUCUCGAUCACCAGCGCCAGCUACAGUCAGUUCAUCAACAACAUGGACCUGAACUUGAGCACGGCGAGUACCGUAAACGUGGACGAUGAACCGAUGGACGUUGGCAAUAUGUCCAGCGUUUCGACUGCAACCUCGGCGGUGCGCCACGUUAAGCCGUUCUUCCGCAGGGCCCAGGAAAAGAAGUGAUUUCACUUAAAUCUUUGCUUUUGUUUAUUACACUCCGUUACUAUGCACAGAUUACGUAACUGUUGAAUUAUAAGUGAUCCGUUCUUUUAUUAUUCUUACAUCCGUUGUUGAUGUAGCAAACUCAUUUCAUUUCAAAUAAACAACUCAGAUAUAAUUGGAA